AGAUGUCCUGCACAACCUGGCUCAAGGUUGCACCGCAGGGCGGGGUGCAUUACGUCACCACAUUGGUGACGUCACGAAGUCCUAGAGUAUAUAUACUGCAGCAGAUUCAAAAGAAGAGAGACGGAUUCUGGAUCCUGCUGCCAUCAUGAGAGUUCUGGUGUUUCUGGCCGCUGUGUCGUGCUGCUCGGCACACCUGCUCCCCUACGUGCUGCCCUUGACAUCAUCCCCCACUGUUCAUGAAGAGGGUAAGGUAGUGGCCCUACAAACUCCAUACCUAUAUCCACACUCACUCGCCACUCCCUACGCCCAUCCCUACGCCACGCCCUACGCUCUCCCCUACGCCCACCCUUAUGGCUACAUUGUCAAGCCUGAGCUGAAGGCAACUGAGUUCCCUUUCGUAUGGCAAGUAGCUGAGGCUGCAGCCGAACCCGAGGCAGCCCCAGCCGUGGAGGAGGUUCGUCGCCGACGCCGAGAUGUGGAGGCCGUGAAGGUGCCUCUGCCGUACAUCCAGGCAGUCCCCUCCGUGGCUAAGACCACCUUCGAGACCAAGCAGCUGGAGCCCAUUGAGGCUGCCACUCCAGCGGACACCACCAAGCUGACACUCACCACCAAGGAGCACGAAGUGACCGUGCCUGCCGUGAAGUACGUGCAGCCCGUCGUCCAAUACAAGCCAGUCACUUACAAGGUGCCUGCCCCAGUCCCCCUCACUUACUCAUUCCCGCACCAUCCUUUCUAUCCCACCUACCCGGCAUUCCCUUACCUCGCCCCCGCCGCCCCUGUGGCCAAAUUGGAAGAGUAACUUCAUCCUACCUCCAGUCCUUCCCUAGGGCGCCCCAAGGUAGCCCUGCACGACGGCCUUGGCUUCACUCUCCAUGAUUAGCAAGCCCUCUCAACACUAAACGGGCUCAUUAAAGCUAAUAAUAUUACUUUUUAGCUAGAUACUUUUAGGUUACCAUCUUCCUACUAAAAGAAAUAAUAUCCUUGAAAUAAAUACGAAAUUUGCAACAA
Messenger RNA from Portunus trituberculatus (swimming crab), 1008 nucleotides. RefSeq lists its product as uncharacterized. The record is from RefSeq and is a predicted model, not a curated record. The coding region runs from base 146 to 799 and encodes 217 amino acids. The transcript has 2 exons. NCBI's taxonomy places the organism in Eukaryota, Metazoa, Arthropoda, Malacostraca, Decapoda, Portunidae.